This is a messenger RNA of Musca vetustissima, 1857 nucleotides long. Its product is annotated as cytosolic carboxypeptidase Nna1-like. The coding region runs from base 31 to 1857 and encodes 608 amino acids. NCBI's taxonomy places the organism in Eukaryota, Metazoa, Arthropoda, Insecta, Diptera, Muscidae. The transcript has 11 exons. The record is from RefSeq and is a predicted model, not a curated record. Gene Ontology annotation, biological process: proteolysis. Gene Ontology annotation, molecular function: metallocarboxypeptidase activity; zinc ion binding.
UUGUUGUGUUUUGUUGCUUGUCUGUCCUAAAUGAAAGACAAUCAAAAAGGUUUUCUUGGUAGUUUCCUAUCGAAGGGCCUGAAAACCAAUCAAUUAGAAGUGAAUACCGAUGAGAAAACAUUGCGACCAAUAGCUCGUCUGAAAGAGCCUCGAGACUUGUUUGCCCUGCCCAAAGACAAGGAUAAUGAUUGUUCACAACAGGCCCCCCGAUGGCCGAUUGAAUGUCAGGUCAUUGAAGAACGUAUCGUACACAUUCCGACAGUACCCGCCCAGCCAGAACCCUUCUACCAGCCAACGGGUAAAGAAUUGAAACCGAAUCCGGUGGGUGAGGAGAAUGGCAUUGUUGUAUUCAAUUACAAUCCCAUAAGUGCGGUAAAUUAUUUUAGCCGUUCAGCAGUGGGUGGUUCAAAAUUCCUAACGAACUGUCAUCCCUAUAAUCCGGAGGAAUAUGAUGGCCUGGAAUUUGAAUCCCGUUUCGAAUCGGGUAAUCUGGCCAAAGCUGUACAAAUUACACCAGCCUAUUAUGAGCUGUAUUUGCGUCCGGAUUUGUAUACGAGCCGUUCGAGGCAGUGGUUUUAUUUUCGGGUGCGUAAAACCAAACGGAAUAUGUUGUACAGAUUUUCCAUUGUCAAUUUAAUUAAAUCGGAUAGUUUGUACAAUGAUGGCAUGCGUCCGCUUAUGUACUCCACCCAUAAUGCCAAAACACGGAAUGAAGGUUGGGUGCGUUGCGGUGACAACAUCUGUUACUAUCGCAAUGACGACGACAACCAAACCAGUGAAGAGGAAGAGGACAAUUCUUCAUACACGCUAACAUUUAAUAUUGAAUUUGAGCAUGACAAUGAUACGGUGUACUUUGCCCACAGUUACCCAUACACCUACAGUGAUUUACAGGAUUAUUUAAUGGAAAUACAAAAGAAUCCUGUGAAAUCGAAAUUUUGCAAAUUAAGACUGCUGUGCCGGACAUUGGCUGGUAAUAAUGUCUAUUAUCUGACUGUAACAACACCGGCGGUAUCAGAGGAAUUAAUGAAGCGUAAAAAAUCCAUUGUUAUUUCGGCACGUGUUCAUCCAAGCGAAACACCAUCAUCGUGGAUGAUGAAGGGUCUGAUGGAUUUCAUAACGGGCGAUUCAACGGUGGCCAAACGCCUGCGGCAUAAAUUCAUCUUUAAAUUGAUACCGAUGCUAAAUCCGGAUGGUGUCAUUGUGGGCAACUCCCGUAACUCACUAACGGGCAAAGAUCUCAAUCGUCAAUAUCGUACGGUAAUACGUGAGACCUAUCCAUCGAUAUGGUAUACAAAAGCUUUAAUUAAAAGACUGAUUGAUGAAUGUGGUGUUUCCAUGUACUGUGAUAUGCACGCACACUCUCGCCGCCACAACAUUUUCAUUUAUGGCUGUGAGAAUAAACGCAACCCGGAAAAGAAACUUACCGAACAAGUUUUUCCACUUAUGUUGCACAAAAAUGUAGCAGAUAAGUUUUCUUUUGAAAAUUGUAAAUUUAAAAUUCAACGCAGCAAAGAGGGCACUGGCCGCAUUGUGGUCUGGAUGCUGGGCAUCACGAAUAGCUAUACGAUUGAAGCCUCAUUUGGUGGCUCGCUGUUGGGAUCACGCAAGGGCACACAUUUUACAACGCAGGAUUACGAACAUAUGGGCCGGGCAUUUUGUGAAACGCUGCUGGACUAUUGCGAUGACAAUCCGAAUAAAGUAAAGAGAAACGCUAAGUUGUUGAAACGCAUUAAGAAAAUACGUAAACGCGAGAAACGCGAACAGAAGGCAUUGAAAUUAAAGAAAUUGGCCGAACAGGGAUGUAUAAUCGAAGAGAAAUUCAAAGUUAAAAUGAGAACAGGCAAAAGUGUUUCUUAG